GUUCAAGAAGCUGUAGACAAAUCUUCACAAACUCGUCUUAGUUUAAAUAUUAUUGCACAAGCACCAGUAAUUUAUAUGCCACAACAUUCAUUGUCAACUAUUUCUUUAAUGAUUGAUUUUGGGCGUAUUACAUUAUCAAAUCAUUUCGAAUUUAUUAAUUCGUCAAAAUUAUUGCCUAAUAUAAAAAUUCCUAUACCUGAACCUGGAAUUAUGCUUGAGCAUACAGUGGUGAAAUUGGAAAAUUUACGUUUAUCAAGGGUAAUACUAGAAGAAAGUUCUGUUAAAUCUGAGAAACGUGUUCUCCUUCCAAUUAAUGUCGAAUUAAAAAUGCGUCGUAAUCUCAAUCCAAAUAUUUAUUCUGCUAUACCUAUCCUGUCGGUUAGUGGUGGAUUAAAUGAAAUUUCUAUUUCAUGUUCUCAAGGUGAUUAUCGUUCUAUUCAAGAAGUAAUUUUUGAUAAUUUCAAUGACUUACCAUCAUCGUCAUUAUCAUCAUCCACCGGAACAACAUCAAUCCAAAUUGGUGAUACUUCUGUUAUAUCGACUGAUAAAAAACAACCGACAACACAACCAAAAGUUGACGAGAAAAAAAAUGCACAAAAUAUUGAUGAUGAUGAUGAUGACAAAAGUCCAGUCAAAAUUGCUGUCAGUUUUGAUUUGGAAAUGAAAAAUGUCAUUCUUAAUUUGUAUGCAUGUGAUCAACCUGUA
Molecule: messenger RNA, 705 nt
Organism: Schistosoma turkestanicum
Lineage: Eukaryota; Metazoa; Platyhelminthes; Trematoda; Strigeidida; Schistosomatidae
Source: the annotation of a GenBank genome assembly